GUCCUAAGGCAUCAGUACAGUUGCUAUAGUUAGCUGUAGCUAGCGAAUAAAGGGAUUUAACUUUAAAACAACGCGUUUUUAUUGAGGCAAAAUGCCUCGUUUCGCACAGCUCGUGAUGGGCCCGGCGGGCAGCGGGAAGAGUACGUACUGCUCCACCAUGAUCCAGCAUUUAGAGAGCCUGAACCGCUCAGCGCAGGUGGUCAACCUGGACCCAGCAGCUGAGUACUUUGACUACCCUGUCAUGGCAGACAUCCGUGAACUCAUUCAGGUGGAUGACGUGAUGGAGGAUGCCUCUCUCAGAUUUGGCCCUAACGGAGGCCUGGUGUUCUGCAUGGAGUACUUCGCCAAUAAUUUUGACUGGCUCGAGGAGAGCCUGGGUCACGUAGAGGAUGACUACAUACUGUUUGAUUGUCCAGGUCAGAUUGAACUGUACACACACCUCCCUGUAAUGAGGCAGCUGGUGGAGCAGCUCCAGCAGUGGGAGUUUCGGGUGUGUGGGGUCUUUCUGGUGGACUCCCAGUUCAUGGUGGAGUCUUUUAAGUUCAUCUCAGGAGUGAUGGCUGCCCUGAGUGCCAUGGUGUCGUUAGAGAUCCCUCAAGUAAACAUCAUGACAAAAAUGGACCUGCUGAAUCCCAAGGCCAAGAAGGAGAUUGAGAAGUACCUGGACCCAGACAUGUACUCAAUGAUGGAAGAUAACUCCGAUACCAUCCGAAGCACAAAGUUCAAGAAGCUGACUUCAGCCAUCUGUGGUCUGAUUGAUGACUACAGCAUGGUGAGAUUCCUGCCUUUUGACCGCACAGAUGAGGAGGGUAUUAACAUAGUACUGCAAAACAUUGACUUCUCUAUACAGUAUGGAGAGGACCUGGAGUUCAAGGAGCCAAAGGAAACUGAAGAGGAGCCUGCUAACCUAAAUUAUGAUGAAGCUUUUCAAGACAAAGGGGACAGCUGAGGAGUCGUGUGACUCCAGGGAUACUGAAUGAAGGGGUCAGAGUUGAAACAGAAACAAAAAACAUUUUGAUAAAGAACCAGGAUACACUGUGUCAAGUCCAGAUGAAGAAUGGCACGUGAAUACAAGGACAAUAAAAAGGGACAUGUUUGUGGAAAAGACUGACUGAAGAUCGUGGACAUUUUGUGUAAUGUAUGUUCUGAGGUUUUGUUCUUGCGUGUUGCUUUGAUGACUCCAGAAAUGUGUGAUAUGAGUCCAUUCAGGGCAGUGUAAAGUUUUAAAAGAGUUAUUAAAUACAUUUAUUAAUGCUGUAUUUUUUAAAUAAAAUAUUAGACAAAAUAUA
Molecule: messenger RNA, 1289 nt
Organism: Epinephelus lanceolatus (giant grouper)
Lineage: Eukaryota; Metazoa; Chordata; Actinopteri; Perciformes; Serranidae
Gene: gpn3
Product: GPN-loop GTPase 3
Molecular function (GO): GTPase activity
Source: RefSeq, a predicted model, not a curated record